AAAUCUUAAAUACAAUAAUUAUCCUAUUUAUUUGUGAAUAUUGCUUUCUACGUCAACUCCUCAUUCAUCGAUACAUUACGAACAUGAAACGAGCGAUUCUUCUUUACAAAAGUAGUCAGCGAAAUGAACACGAAACCGCUGCUCUCUGCUGUCUACAUCCCAAAUAUCUAGAACGCCUCCGACCUCUAUGACUGAAAACUUCUUGAGUUAGUUCCCGUAUCAGAUAGCAAAGCGCAAAGCUUCUUGGGAGGUUGGAAAACCUCAGUCUCAGGAGAACAUCAUGGCACGAGUGGAACUGAUUGUUGUGUUAUUAUUAUUAACACCAUUUUUAAGUUAUUGUAAAAAAAAACAGUCUGGAUCAAGUGAUGUGAUAGAAGAAGUGGACCGAAAGAAACUCGAAAAACUGAUCAAUAACGAGGAAUAUUUAGCAGUGUUUUUUUAUACCAAAAGUUGUAAAGAUUGUGGUGUCAUUUUAGAAGAGCUUGAGCGAAUUGAUGAUGAUGCAGGAAAUUUUGGUGUGGCAUUUGUUAAGAAUAGUGAAAAAUCUACAGCCAAAAAGUAUGGUGUUACUUCAUUUCCUGCUCUUAUGUAUUUCCGGAAUCAACAACCUGCUAUUUUUGAUGGUGACUUGAAAGAUGAAGAGAAAGUACUUGCUUGGUUAACUGAUUUGGAUUCAAUGGAACUGCCUGAUAAAAUAGAAGAAGUGAAUGCAAAAAUUCUUGAAAAUCUGAUAGAAGAUAGUGAUUUCCUGGCAGUUUUGAUCUACAAGGAAGACUGUGAAGAAUGUGAGCAAGUACUUCAAGAACUUGAAAACAUUGAUGAUGAAGCUGAUGCAAAAGACAUUGGCUUUGUAAAAAUUGCAGAUGAGAGUUUAGCAGUUGAAUAUGGUUUGGAUUCUGUUCCAGCACUGAUUUAUUACAGAAAGAAGAUACCUCUUUUAUAUGAUGGUGAUCUUUUUAAUGAAGAUGAAGUUCUCAACUGGCUGUUUGAAUUUCAAGAUUUGGGAGAGGAAAAUGAAGCUAUUGAAGAUAUAUCAGCAAAUGGCUUAGCUCAAAUGAUUGAGGAUUCUCCAUUUCUAGCUGUGCUUUUUUAUGACAUUGAAAGCAGAAGGUCUCAAAGGAUUUUAGAAGAAUUAGAAAGCAUUGAUGAUGAUUGUGAUCGUCAUGGAAUACCUUUUGUUAAAAUAGAUGAUGAUAAAGUUGCUGCUGAAUAUGGUCUUGAAACUUUACCUGCAUUAGUUUACUUUGAAAAUAAAAUGCCUAAUUUUUAUCAAGGUGAUUUGACUAAGGAAGACGAUGUACUUGAGUGGCUUAUAAAGCAGACAAGUUCUGAUGAGAUUGAAGAUGUUACCGAUAAAGUUUUGCAGCACAUGAUUAAAAAGACACAUGAGUUGGCUGUUUUGUUCUAUGACAAUGAUGAUGAAGCAAGUUCUGCUAUUCUUCAAGAGCUAGAAAAUAUUGAUGAUGAUGCUGACAAAAAUGGGAUCCCAUUUGUAAAAAUAGAUGAUCCUGAACUGGCUGAAGCAUAUGGAAUUAGGAAUUUACCAACUCUUGUAUUUUUUGAAAACCAAGUUCCAAACUUUUAUAAAGGUAAUUUAACAACUGAGGAAGCUGUACUCGAAUGGUUAAAAGAAUUGCAGGCUUCAGAUGAGAUAGAAACUGUAUCAGAUCAAGUUGUUGAAUUGAUGAUUGACAAAUGUGAUUACCUCGCAGUUUUGUUUUAUAAUACUGAUGAUCCUGCAGCACAAAAGGUUCUGAAUGAAUUAGAAAAUAUUGAUGAUGAGAGUGACAAAGCUGGCAUUCCUUUAGUGAGAAGUGAAAGCAAAAAUAUAUCUGAUUCCUAUGGAAUUAGCCCUUUACCAGCAUUAGUAUUUUUUGAGGGUGGAGUGCCAAAUCUAUAUCCAGGUGAUCUGUCAAAUGAAGAAGAGGUAUUAAAAUGGCUUCUUGAACAACAAAGUUCAGAUGAGAUAGAAGAUGUGUCAUCUAAAGUACUGGAACAGAUGAUUGCAAAAACUGAGCACCUAGCAGUUUUAUUUUAUGAUAAGAAUGAUCGCAGGUCAAAAGAUGUUCUUAGGGAAUUAGAGAAUAUUGAUGAUGAAGCUGAUGAGCAAGGAAUGCCUUUUGUUCGAAUUGAUGAUAAAGAACUCGCAGCUGAAUAUGGAUUUGAUGCUGAUUUACCUGUUUUGGUGUAUUUUGAGAAGAAAGUUCCAUCUGUUUACCAAGGUGAUCUUACUAAUGAACAGCAAGUAUGGAAAUGGCUGCACUUACAGUUAACAUCUGAUGGCAUUGAAGAAGUUACAGAGAAAAUUCUUUAUAACCUGAUUGAACAUAAUCAGUUUGUGGCUGUUUUAUUUUAUGAUCACAAAUCAAAGAAGAGUGCGAAAGUUCUAAAAGAAUUAGAAACUAUAGAUGAUGAAGCUGAUCGAUACGAUAUUCUUAUUGUGAAAAAUGAUAAUUUUUCUGCUGCUCAGAAGUAUGGGUUGAAAAAAUUACCAGCUCUUAUGUUUUUUAAAGAAGGAAGUCCUAUAGUUUAUGAAGGAAAUCUGAUGAAGGAAGAGGAAGUCUUGCAGUUUUUAAUUGACCAGCUGGCAAAUGAUGAGAUUGAAGAUGUGAAUGAACAUGCCCUGGACAAUUUAAUUGAAAAUUACCCAUAUGUUGCAGUUUUCUUUUAUGACAAAGAUGCAAAUAUCAGUGCCCAAAUUUUGCGUGAGCUGGAGAAUAUUGACGAUGAUACAGAUCGGCAUGGCAUACCAUUUGUUCGCAUUGAUGAUGAUUCUGUUGCUAAAGAAUAUGGCAUUCUCGAUGAAUUGCCUAUUUUAGUUUAUUUUGAAAAUAAGAUUCCCAGUGUAUAUGAAGGUGAUCUAAUGAAGGAAGAAGAUGUUCUUGCUUGGAUAAUUAAACAAAAGGAAGAAGAUACUAUCGAAGAAGUAACUGAUGAAAUUCUUGAAGAUAUGAUAAAGGAAUAUGAAUAUGUUCUUGUGUUCUUUGCUCCUAAUGAGUGUCCAGAGUGUGAAAAAAUAUUACAUGAACUUGAAAACAUAGAUGAUGACACAGAUGACCAUGGAAUUAUGUUUGUGACUACUGAUGACAUGACUGUAGCAAAAAAACAAGCCAAACUCAGCAAAUUUCCUGCUGUAGUUUUGUUUCGAAAUGGUGUACCCAUUGUUUAUAAAG
Molecule: messenger RNA, 3173 nt
Organism: Stegodyphus dumicola
Lineage: Eukaryota; Metazoa; Arthropoda; Arachnida; Araneae; Eresidae
Gene: hlk
Product: hulk
Source: RefSeq, a predicted model, not a curated record